UCCUCAUUGCUCCGCCCCAACAAACCCACCUUCGGCGUACAGAGGUUUCGUAAAGGAGCGUUCCCUUUAGUGAUAGCUGUGUCCAAUCAGCGCCGAGGAUGGUGCCGAUGUGUGUUGUGUGGUAAAUGCUACGAGCACGGCUAGAUAGUCAGUAUGGCGGAGGGGAGCAGUGUGAGCGACUCAGAGGGGCUAGAAAAGCGGUUAGAGAGCCUGUUGAGCCGUUACUCAGGUGACGAAUCCGGAGCUGACAGCGAGCUGUUCUGCGCUGACUUCUGCAAGGUGGUGGAGGAAUAUGCCUCUCACUGGCACGUACCGCUGCCCCAGCUCAGGAUCCUUGAAAUAGCUCUUCGUCAUUUUUCUCGAGCCUCAGCCUUCUUCCCAACAAGCUGUGAUCAUGUGCACCGCACAAUCAGUAGCAUUGCUCUGAGUGUUUUUGAGUUGCUGCUGUUUUUUGACCAGAAGGACUUCAACGAGGAGCCAUUGAAACAAUUCACUGCUACAUUCCAGGAGUGUCAUUCAGUCUUAGCGAAGCAUGAAAAUGUUUUUUUACUUCAAGUGGAGCGUUUACUCCAGGAUGGUGGGAUGUGGGCCAGCCCUGCCUUACAGGCAAUCCUCAGCGCAUCCAGUUUACCUCAGAAUGAAGUGGAUUGUUACAUCAGCUCUGAGCUGCCGGUGUUCCUUGACCUCCGUGUGCGCUACCUUUCAUCCUGUGGACGUGGCAGCGAGGCUGCUGCCCUGGCUAAAUGUUGUGUUCGGCAUCCCACUGCAGGCCAGCUACUGUUCUUCCUCCAGGUCUACCUCUCAUGGCUUCUCAAAACGGGGCAGCAUGACCGCCUAUGUAAAGAGGUGCCAGACAUUAAUGGUAAAGACGCGCUGCACAUUAUCUGCAGCUUGGAGUGUGAGGAAACAGAUGAGUUGCUAAAAGCCCUCAGCACUGCCUUCCUGUCUCAACAGCUCCAAAGGGGAGAUAUGUACUAUCUAUGCGAACUUGUCCUUGUGUGGAUUAAUCUUCAUAGACGGUUGAACACGUCCAAACGGACUCUGUUAGACGCGUGUCAUCAGCUGAUGCUGUCUGCCACAAAUGUCAAAUCAAUCUUUCCCUUUAUUAGAGCCAUACUACAGGAGGUUGGUGAAGACGGCGUCCAGUUCUGUGUGGAGCUCUGUGCGAAUGCUCUGAGGUCUCGUCUUCCAUGUGACGUCCUCACAAAGACUUUCAUUUAUAAAACAAUUGCCGUUCUGCUGCCCAGUGAUCUGGAAGUCUGCCGGGCGUGCGCUCUUCUGGUCUUCUUCCUGGAGCGCACCGUUGAGUCCUAUAAGAUGGUGUACCUUCUUUAUAUGCACCCUGAUCAGGAGUACCACGUGGAUGACAGCCCGAUUGGAAAUAAUGUUCGCUUUGAGACCCUGCAGGUCUUGAAGAAGGACCUGUACUUUGACCCAGAGUUCUGGAACCUCAUUGCUUUGCGGACCAGCUGUUUGAAGCUGAUGAGUGAGAAGGUUGUUAGUGCUGCCCUAGAAGAAAUCAUGGAGGACAAAUGGAUCUCUAAGUACUGCACCAGAGGUUCUGCCCUCCGCUCAGUUUGUCAAAGAGAAACUGCGGCUAAGAAACGGCGCCGUAAGGAGGACCGAUUUUGUAAAAGAGAUUCAAACACCGCAUCCAAACGAUUUAAGGUGGACACGGAGAAAAUGCGCCUAAAUAACCACGCUCUUAGAAGAAGAGGCAACCAAGGCUCCCAAGCAUUGAGGGAAUCUUCUUCUGGACCUUUGAGACGCUCAUUUUGGCAGCUCGACAGAAUACACGGCAGUUUGACACUGAGGUUUGAUGAACACAGACGCACUACAAGGUUCUCGGAGAGAAACCUGCCGAAACGAAAGAUCAAGAAACCCAAGUGGCUCCUGGAAGACUCAGGAACGCUGGAGAACGUUCCUCUAAAGAUUAAAAGGAACGGGCUGAAACAGCAAAAGCUGCUCCGAUCCUGCGUCAUAAAGAGAUCUCAAACCGGUCCGAUCAAGAACAGUGCCAAACUCAAACCACCAGUAAAUACUCAUCAGAAGGCAAAGGAGAGCAACGAUUACCAAAACGGUUUCUCCUUGGACUCUGUGAAACCGGUGAACCCUCCACAAAUCAUCCUGGAGCUGUCGCUUCCAGACAAUGAACUAAUGGAUACGUUUAAUGAUGAUUCUUUCAACAGACCCAAAAGAUUCUCUCAAGUGCUUCUUUACAAACCAACAAUGAAAUAUCCUGAUACUUCACCUCCAGCCAAGACCGGCCACGGCAAAGAGGUGAUUCUACGAUCCCGGGAUGCCACCAUGUUUGUACGACUGCUGCACUGCUACGCACGGCGGCCAAAAGGAAAAGGUAGCGCCUCAAACGUUCAUGGUUCCGUCUCAACAAUCACUCGCUCCUCGGCGCAGGGAAGCCCGUCAAAGGAUCCAGAACUCUGUGAGAGGCCCGUCUCCGGGCCUAAAGGUGCCACACCAGAAAAAGGCAAAGAGAAGGGAUUACAUGUUUUAGAAAAGCUUUCUAAAGCUCAAAGUACAAAAGAUGCCUCUAGAGUCCCUCAAGCUGAAACGGAAAAGCUCCUCCAAAACGUCACUUGUGGAAGAAGUUCCUCUGAAGGCUCUCCUGCUGUAACAGAAGGAACCACAGCGGCAGCAACAUAUGUGACAGAAAUCGCAAAUGUGCAUGACGUCCCACAAGCUCAGUCCAUCGCCUCAGGAGGAGAGGCGUUUGAGGAGUCGGCUGUUGAAAUGAAAGUCACCAUUGCCUCACAAGCUUCAGUUUUAGACAAAGUCUCCAAGUCUCCAACAAGAGAAGACUUGGCCCACGUUUCUCAAAUCUCAAAGGUAGUGAAGAAUAAGAAAAAAUCUCCAGCCGAAAUCCUUCCGGUUUCAUUAAACAGUAAUGAUUCAGAUGAUGCUCUUCUCUCACAAUGUGAAGAUAAUGCACUCAACCGUGUGGAACAAGAUAUGGAGACACCGUCGACUCAGGAAGACGGCGGUGACGUUCUUCCUGAUAGGGCUGCUGCAGAGGUGUUGAGGAAAAGCCCAAAAGGAAACGUGAAAAACAUGAAUUCAGCUGCUGCUUGUAGUUCCACAGUCGGAGCUGGUGAAAGGGAAGAGUCUACACAGAUGUUGGAAUCAGAAAUGAUCACUGAACCUUCACCUGGCGAGUUUCCUGAUCCGGAGAAAGACAAACAUGUACCAGGCCUGUCAAAAAGUCCAAAAGGUAAAGGCAAGCUUAAGGGGGCUGAGAAAACACAUACUACCUCUAGCAGCACUGUGCGAGAACAGGAGGCCUCUCUAGUUGACUUGUUUAAGAAAGAGAACGCAAAAGCUGACACUCGUUCAGAAACGUCUGAGAACAGUGAGCUUCUGGAAACGCCUCGAGAAACCGAGGAAUCCAAGCUGGAGCAUUACUGUACUUUCUGCAGCAAAUUCUUCAUGGGGACUCGUGUCGUAGAGCACGCAAUGUUCCACUUCCGAAAAGACGAGUGCACUUUCUGCAGAACGACCUUCAAAGACGACCUGAUGGCCAUGAUGCACCUCUCUGAUCACAUAGAAAAGAUGAAGAGGUUGAAAGCUGAAGAAAAUGGCAUCUCUACAACCAAGACCUCAGCCAAAGCAAAGACAACAAAUGUGCCUCCUGGACACACGAAAGAAAAACCCAAGAAAUCUGCAGCAUCUCCUCAAAGCUCUGCAGAUAUAAACCCACCUGAAUCCAGGAUGUUAAGAUCUAAUCAGAAACAAACGAGUGGAACGUCUUCACAGGAAAAAGAAACAUUAACGCAUGUCGGUGGAGAAGCUGCUGUUCACAGGGUAAACGGGCAUAUUGGCAAAAAGAAUAAAUAUAGAGGAUUAAAGGACGACUCUGAUUCCAAGCAGCAAUCUGCACAGCAACAGAGCUCUGAAGAAAAAACACAUUACAGAACGUUCAGUUCAAGGUUGCGAGAAAAUACACAAAUUGAAUCGAAGAGUUCAGCGUCAGCUCAAACCAGUAAGGAGGUGGUAAAGUCAUCAGGAGAUGGAAAGAAAAAGAGGGAAUCUUUACAGCUCCAACAAACAGACUCUAAACUGUUAGGAGAUGUUGGUGGAAGGAAAAAUGUGGAGCCCCAGGAGAAAGUGUCCUGUCCUGCGAAAAGAUGCUCCUGGUUUACGGAUCUCUUAAAGAACCGAGUUGGUCUCCUGUACCAUGCUCUGGACAAACACUACGGCGACAUUAAGCCUUUGGAGCUGGCGUUUCGUGUCGGAAACGGCAAAUGCAGCAUUUGCAUGAGGGUCAUGUGGAGUUUCGAACACUUUCAGCACCACGUGGAGAGACACAGGCUCGUCCCGAGGCAUCCCUGCCUUCACCGGGGUUGCACAGCAAGGUUCAAAAGCGGAAUGGAAAUGAGACGCCAUGCCAGAAAACACAGUCCGCUGCAGGCGAUGUGCUGUCGCCCUGGAUGCUCUCAGCUAUUCAUUUGUCUCUGGGCUCUGAACCUUCACGAAAGAGAGCACUACGCUUCCAAGCCAGCUGAACCAGACUCUUCUGCAAAUGCACAAAGAGACGACAAACCUCUUAAAACACCAGAUGGAAAGAAAACUCAAAGUUCAGAGGAUACCUUCGAGCCAGUCGUCAGGAACGCUACCCUUAGGUUGAGAGAACAAGCAAGAAACAACUCUUUAAAAAGAAAUAUCAAAGCUCGUGUUUCUGCCAGCUCAGCAGCUCAACAACAAAACAAGCUUAGAAUGAGAAAUAAAAGCAUAGAUUAUAACGAGUCUGAAAGGGACGCCUCCCCGGAACCUACAGCCCAAAACCUCAGGUUGAGGCAAAAGUUAAGGAAAGAUCGAGCAACAAAUCAAGCUCACAAAAUUCAUAAAGUCGUCUCAUCAUCCUUGCUAAAACACAAAAGCAAAGUGAAGAGUAGGUUAAGGUUAAAAAAUGUCAGAAUAGCCACUAGAGGUCUUAAAAGAAGAACGUGUCCUCCGAGGUUGAGCAAAACUGCAGCCGGCCAGAAGAGACCCUCUCAAGACAUUCUUGUCGGCACCAAGACCAACAAAGAUGCUCAGGAUGACGUGAUAAUUACAGAAACAACAGCGAAUGAUUCAAAGUCAAAUGCAUCAGAGGUCAAGCAGGUUACAAGGAACCAAACACCCAGUAAAUCUCAAUCCACCAGUUUAAACCAGUCUGGCUUCUCUGAUCUCCACAGACAGAAACCAACUGUGGACAGAAAGAAACCCCACAGGGUCAGAAAUCACUGUGUGCCUUCAGACUCUAGCAAGUUAAAGAAAAACAAGAUUAGAAAAAGUAUAGAGUACAACAAGGCUGUCGAGAUGCGUCAGAAACAAAGCUCUGCUUCAAAAAAGCCCGCAGAGUCCGAACCCGUAAAGGUAAAAGCAGUGGUUGAAGGUUCUGAUGAUGAGAAGGCGAAAAAACAAGAUUCUGCUCACCUCAACUCUAGUAACUCGGUGCUCACCGUCCCAGCUGAAGGUGCAGACAUGCCACCAACCACAGAGAAACCGCUAAGAUCAAAGAUGGAGGGAAUUUCAAAGAUCUCAGGAGUCAGGAAAGAAGAAAACACCAACACUGCUGCUCUGAGCUCCGUCAAGUCAGCGAAGAAAAAGGUCAAUCAGAAGGUGAAGGGAAAACAUACUGGCAAAAAUCAAACCUUGAAAAAUCUCCCUAAGUCAACAGUGGAGGCCAAAGGACAGGAUAAAGCAAAAGGAGCCGAGGGGAUAUUAAAGGGGUUAAAAAUGUUAAUAAAAAACACUCUUGAUGAGAAAGGAAAAAGGAAUGAAUUGGCCAAAAAUGCAACUCUGGACGCAUCCCUUCCAUCAAUGCCCAACAUUUUGAAUGCUUGUCCAUCCCAAGUUCCCGAUCAAAACGAGCCGAGCAUUCAUAAAAAGGAAAAACGUAAGAAAUCAAAAAUUGCAAAGAAGCCUGAGACCAAUAGAGCAACCAAGAGGAGCAAAGAGAUCAAUAAAGAAAAGACCCGAAAGCUUGCCAAGAAAAAAGUUAAAGAGGGCAGUCAGCCAGCAGCUAAAGAUUCUGCAAAACCUUCGGCUGAAGGAGGAAGUUCUCCUGCUGAGAAGGGAAAUCCUCCAGCAGAACCAACACCAUCUCAGGUUAAUCCUGCUGGUUGUCCUCAAACACCUGAGGAAAAAGAAUGGAGUGAGGAUGUUAAAUCAACACCGUGUAAGGAAACCCUUGCAGCGUACAGCAAGAAACCGUACCUGCGCCUGCCACCCACAGCCUACCUGGACGAGAAGUACACCACCAUGCCGAAGAGAAGGAAGGAGAUACCGUUCUUCCAGCACAGCCGCGAAGGCAUCUCCCCCGAGUCGGCAUGCUUGAAAGCAGCUCUGCAGAGGCACCGGUGCGCCAAGUGCUUCUCCACUUUCAGCAGCACUGAGGAGCUGCAGAGUCACAACCAGCUGCAGAAGUGCUCAAACCUGUUUGGCUUCGACUCUGACGACGAGGGUAACAGCUGAGCCAAUUCUACAAGGUCUGGAUGCUAAACAAGCUAGCAAUGAACCCGAGGAUUGAUCGUACCUCAGCAAGUCAGCGCUCCUAAGACACAGACCCGGAACUUGACAGGAACAGACGUUGGCUGCAGUUAAUUCUGUGGAGCAGACAUAAGAACCUCCUGAACUGAACCCCAGUCAGAUUGAUGGUAGUACUGAAGUGCCUGCUGUGGAACCGCCGUGCUGCGCCGCCCCGUAUGGAGAUUAAUCCGUAAAAACGGACACAUGAAAACAAGGCUACAAAUGUUCAUCCGUAAGCCAUACAGUGACAGUGACAUUGGUUGCUUUUUGCACUGUUCUCAUAAGUGUUUGAGUGGAUCUGUCCUCAUGUUGAAGGAACGUGGAAUUUAAAGUUCAGUUUUUAUCAUCUUAGGGUCACAAUUUAGACCAAGUCUAAACUACACAGUUCUAAGGUUGCUGUAUCGGUCCUUUCUUGUUUAAAUACUAUUUCUUAUUAAAAAAAGAAUUCCUAUGGGGCCCCCUAUUGGUAAGUAACCAGUAGGGGGCAGUGUGCACCAAUCUUGAUCUCCUCAUCAAGGUAACUUUUCCUAUUUACUUAAGAGAACAUUUAAGGAUGCAUAUUGCUUUGUCACCUGAAUGCUUUCUGACACACUAAAGCUGCUCAGUUUUUACUCACCACUGUGUUGACUCCAAAAAUUGGAUUCAUUUUUAAAAAGCUAAUAGCAAGCUGUGUGUAAUUCACCAAUAAUAAUGAACCACAAAAUGUGCCACUGUCCUACUAAUUUAUCAUUGAUUUAUUAUUCACUUUUGAGUCUGUUUUCUUUGUCUGGCUCGUCUUAUUUACUGUUCAUAACCUCAGCCCAGUUGAGCAACGUGAACUUUUCAUUGGAGUAAAAUUUAUUUUUCAGGAUCACUUCCAACAAACUCAUGGCAGACAUACAUAAUGUGUCGAAGUGUUACCGCGAGGCCGCGUGUGUGUCUCACGAACAGCCCCAGGUUUUAUUUAUAUAAAUGUAUAUCUUUUGUAAAUAUUUAAAUAGUUUCAAUGGCUUAUUAUAUAAAUGCUGGAGCUGGGUUUAUAUUUUGUUCUUGAGGGGGAAAAAAAUAAAAUGUUUCAAAUGA
Girardinichthys multiradiatus is the source of this 7587-nucleotide messenger RNA. RefSeq lists its product as uncharacterized. Gene Ontology annotation, biological process: regulation of transcription by RNA polymerase II. The coding region runs from base 154 to 6471 and encodes 2105 amino acids. The transcript is spliced from 10 exons. Gene Ontology annotation, molecular function: DNA binding; DNA-binding transcription factor activity, RNA polymerase II-specific. Gene Ontology annotation, cellular component: nucleus. The record is from RefSeq and is a predicted model, not a curated record. Lineage: Eukaryota; Metazoa; Chordata; Actinopteri; Cyprinodontiformes; Goodeidae.